AUGGCCCUGCUGCACUUGGGAGCCCUGUAUGGGAUCACACUGAUUCCCUCCUGCAAACUCUACACCUGGUUCUUCGGGAACUUGCAGACAACUCUUUGGACCUCGCCCCCAUCCAGACAAGGCUGGUUUGCCUGGGAGGAAGAGGAAACGGGUUCCAGUACGACUCAAGUGCUCAGGUGUCUGGCUCCCUUACUCCAUAAUGACGUGUAUGAAUGGGUCCGAGAUCACCGCGCCUACCACAAGUUCACAGAAACACACGCUGACCCUCACAAUUCCCGGCGUGGCUUUUUCUUCUCUCACAUGGGCUGGCUGCUCGUGCGCAAACACCCGGCCGUCAAAGAGAAGGGCAGAAAACUGGACAUGUCUGACCUAAAAGCCGAGAAGCUGGUCAUGUUCCAGAGGAGGUACUACGAGCCCGGCCUCCUGCUCAUGUUCCUCGUCCUGCCCACACUGGUGCCCUGGUAUUGCUGGGGCGAGGGCUUCCACAACUACCACCACGCCUUCCCCUACGACUACUCUGCCAGUGAGUACCGCUGGCACGUCAACUUCACGACAUUCUUCAUCGACUGCAUGGCUGCCCUGGGCCUGGCUUACGACCAGAAUAGAGUGUCCAAGGCCAGGAUCAAAAGCAUUGGAGAUGGGAGCUGCGAGGGUUUCCACAACUACCAUCACGCCUUCCCCUACGACUACUCUGCCAGUGAGUACCGCUGGCACGUCAACUUCACGACAUUCUUCAUCGACUGCAUGGCUGCCCUGGGCCUGGCUUACGACCAGAAGAGAGUGUCCAAGGCCACUGUCUUAGCCAGUAUUAAAAAAAGAACCAGAGCUGGAAACUAUAAGAAGGGCUGA
Messenger RNA from Chionomys nivalis (European snow vole), 849 nucleotides. RefSeq names its product stearoyl-CoA desaturase 2-like. Lineage: Eukaryota; Metazoa; Chordata; Mammalia; Rodentia; Cricetidae. Gene Ontology annotation, cellular component: endoplasmic reticulum membrane. The coding region runs from base 1 to 849 and encodes 282 amino acids. The transcript is spliced from 6 exons. Gene Ontology annotation, molecular function: stearoyl-CoA 9-desaturase activity; palmitoyl-CoA 9-desaturase activity; iron ion binding. Gene Ontology annotation, biological process: response to fatty acid; unsaturated fatty acid biosynthetic process. The record is from RefSeq and is a predicted model, not a curated record.